CUUAAAGUAUAUGUAAGAAGUGUUUGCGAACUAUAAAAGUUUAUAGGUUAUAUUUUUCAUACAUUGGCUAUACUAAAACCAACUUACAUGAAAUAAUACUAAGAAGCAAAAGAAAUAAUGCGGAAGAUUAGAAAAUCAAAAGUGAACGAAGCUAUUGAGGUACUUUGGUUAAAUAAACGUAAUGGAAUGAAGAAAAAAAUGAAAGAGGAAGAGGUAGAAAAAUCACAGGAUGCUCAGUGUAAAAUUAUAUAUCAUUAUAAACAAAAUGAGAGGUCAUACCCAAUAAGCUUCUCAAAAUACAAGAUUCUUUCUCAAAUAAAAUCACAUAUGAAUAAAAAGCAUUGGAAUAAAGCUAAAAAGUUACUGUUAUUAUUACUUUAUUCUUCUACUGAUAUUGAACCAUUGAUAUGGCGUUAUUGUUUUAUAUUGACAUUAUAUAGUAAUAUUGAUAAUUUAUCUAAUAUUUUUCAAUUUUUCAAAAUGUGUAUUGGUAGUUCAGAUUCUGAUAGGAAUUUAAUAUUGAAAAAUAUAUUGUUAUUAGAA
Molecule: messenger RNA, 543 nt
Organism: Eufriesea mexicana
Lineage: Eukaryota; Metazoa; Arthropoda; Insecta; Hymenoptera; Apidae
Exons: 3
Source: RefSeq, a predicted model, not a curated record